Molecule: messenger RNA, 2124 nt
Organism: Fonsecaea nubica
Lineage: Eukaryota; Fungi; Ascomycota; Eurotiomycetes; Chaetothyriales; Herpotrichiellaceae
Exons: 5
Coding region: 1-2124 (707 amino acids)
Biological process (GO): DNA-templated transcription; regulation of DNA-templated transcription
Molecular function (GO): DNA-binding transcription factor activity, RNA polymerase II-specific; zinc ion binding; DNA binding
Source: RefSeq, a predicted model, not a curated record
AUGCAAGCAGGCGAGGUACUUGCGUCGCGACGAGCAGCGUCAGCUCUGCCAGACGAAGACGCUCCAGGCACCAAGCGACAGAAGAUAUCUCCCUCAGCGCGGCCUCGCGCUUCGCUAGCUUGCCACAGCUGUCGUCAGCGCAAGAUUCGAUGUGAUAUUCAACGCCUUCCUACCGGGUCUACGUGUAGCGCAUGCCGCAUUUCCGACAUUGACUGUCGCGUCAGCCAGUUCUCGGACCGUAGAAAGCACGGUUCUCGCGAGCACAUUGCUGCACUUCAGGAGCAGAUCCGAUCGCUGGACGUUCUGAUCCGCCAAAUCGUUCCCGAUGGCAAUACAUCGCUUGGCAGUAGUCAGGGAGAGAGUGCGCCACUGUUGAAAUCGCCGACAGCUGCGGCUGCAACCACCAGACCCAGCCUUGACGAUAUACGGGGGCCACAAGACGCGACUCUGAUCGCCGCUCAGCGAGCCUCAUCGGCAGUCGUGCAGCCAAGCACAAACAGUCAUGAGUCCCCUCGAGCCAAUCAAGGUCAACAGUCUUCUGCUGAGCAACCGGGCCCCGCCGACAAUGAAAGGCAACGGCGAAGCCACACGCCUCGAGUUCACUCUGGAGUCAAUGGCGAGGGCGAGGUUUCCGAGGAAUCUGGCAUAUACUUUGGCCCGUCAUGCCAACUCCAUGUGUCGUCGCCUUCUGAUGUGGUGAAAAGUGUGUCGGGUAUCCAUGCUCCAGGGACCCAGAUUGACAUGGACUCGGAUCGCCUAAAAACCCUCCUGUUCAACAACUACUGCAACUUCCAGACCCUUUCAGUCACCAUCAUUCACCCCGAGCUCUUUUUGUCCCACCGAGCGCGAGGCUUGCGAUCCCAGCAUUACUCCCGGUUUCUGGAAAACUCCAUGAUGGCGUGCAGCGCGCGCUUGAGUACUUCGGUUGCGGUCCGCGCGUUGGGAUCCAGCUAUGCGAUGCGUGCAAAGUCGGAAAUCGUGUCAGAGUUGGAAGAUCCAAAUGUGGCGACGCUGCAGGGUAUGCUGCUCCUCAGUGACUACGAGAUGACUGAAGGACGCGACCGAGUUGGCUGGAUGUACUGUGGUAUCGCUUGUCGGCUCGUGGUUGACCUGGGUCUACACCAUGCUUGGAGUAAGAGCGGUGACCAAGAUGCCUCGAACGUCCAUGGAGCGAGGUUCCGCGGCUCCGUGACGUUGGGCUGCUUCGUCUACGAGACCCUUUGGAGCAUGUACCUGGGACGUCCAAGUCACAUAGCCAUGCUGGGCCCGUCUCUGUCCUCGUAUGCCGACCAUGUAUCUGACAAUCUGACUCUGAGGGCGUGGUUUGACUUGUGUGUAUUGAUCGCCGAGAUUACGACCAUCCUCGACAAGGACUCGCUUAUACAGGCAGGCACUCUGAAUCGACUGUCAGAACUCGACGGCAGGUUGCGCAGGUGGUAUUCGUCAGUGCCCGCAGACAUUGCCCUUGAUUAUGACAACGUCUCUGCUCUUGACGCCGUGGCGUAUGGUCUGCAUAUGCAGUACCUACGGGUGCAGAUGCUGUUACAUUCUCUUCCCAUCUCAAGCCACCGGAAGCGCAAACAAAGCGACGGCAAGGACCAACCCCCAGUCCUUCGCAAUUGGACCGCCGAAUCUUCCAGGCAGCUUGUGCAUCACAACGCGCUGAAGAUUGCCCAGUUGGGUAUCACCUACGGACAGAUUUUCGGGGUGGAAAAGACGCCUUCUGUGAUGCUGGACAAUCUGUACGUGGCGGCGACCGUCUUAAUCUCCAACAUCUUGGGGGCCGAGCACUCUUCCAUAGACGAGAACGACCUUCGGUGGCUUCGAUUGCUGGAUGAGAUGCUGAAAGACCUUCAGCCGCAUUUUCAUAUCACCGCCAGGAUGAGGAGGACCCUGGCUCGCAUCGUGGAAGGCUGUCCCCUGCUUGCCGGUGCCUUUAUGGACGACGUGCAGACGUCACCGGUACAAUAUGGUUCCAAGCAUGGGGGCUUGGACAAUGCACAUGGCGGUGGUUGGGGUUCUCUGGAGGCUGCCGUCAAUGACUUUGUCCUCGACCCCAGUCUGUUCAACCUCGUGGACUUUGAGCUGGUCGGUGACGGCGGCGACGGCGUGAAUCGCGGCUAG